CACAGCGAUUGGCGUGUAGUCAAACAUAUUGUACAAGUACUCUUAAAGAGAGGGACUUCUUUUAUUUUAAUUUGAAUGUUCUCUUAUUGAAGCCGUGGUUGAAUUACCGGGACUCUUUAUAUGUAAAUUUUCAUAAUAACCGGAACUUCGUAAUAUAAAUAGGAAAAUUCCCAGACUGUGUUGUCUUGCUAGAGCUAAUUCAUCCGAGUGGAGUGUUUCAACGAAAGCCAGUUUGCACAUGCGUCGGAAGUGGAUGCAUCAUUGAGGCUUCCCAAUAAUGCUCCCGGGACAGAGAAAGCAGGCACAAAUUCCCAGACCAUGAACUACGUGGGCCAGCUGGCGGAGACGGUGUUCGUGACGGUGAAGGAGCUGUACCGGGGGCUGAACCCGGCCACGCUCACCGGCGGCAUCGACGUGAUCGUGGUGCGCCAGCCCGACGGCUCCCUGCAGUGCUCGCCCUUCCACGUGCGCUUCGGCAAGCUGGGCGUGCUGCGCUCCAAGGAGAAAGUGGUGGACAUUGAGAUCAAUGGGGAGCCCGUAGAGCUGCACAUGAAGCUGGGGGACAAUGGAGAGGCCUUCUUCGUGGAGGAGAACGAGCACCUGGAGGAGAGGGUCCCGGCGCACCUCUGCACCUCCCCCAUCCCCACGGAGGGCCCGGAGAGCCCCGAGUCGCCCCCGAGCGCCCUGUGCCGCCGCAAGAAGCGCCGCCGCAAGCGCGUCCGCUCCGACUCCCACCUGCGCGAGGACGGCGGCUCCUCCUCCGACGACCGCGACGCCACCGAAGCCGAAGCGCUCCGGGAGGAGCCGCUCGCCCCCAUUUUAGCCAGCAAGUCCGUGUACUACUCCAUCUGCGAGGAGCCGUUUGAGGGGGUGGCGGGCGCCCCGGCCCGGGACGUUCACCCGCACUCUGACGGGGAGUGGUCCCCCUCCGAGAGUCUGUACUGCGACCGGCCUCCUUCCCCCAAGAGCGACUCGGAGCUGCUGGUCAAGCCCCAGGAGACGGCCGGGCCGCAGAUGCAGUGGCACUGGGGCGGCUUCCCCAAGGUGUGUGACAGGAGCGAGAGGAGCGAGUGGAGCCCGGUGGAGGUGCAGCGCUCUUCCCCCCUGCCCGUCCCCCUGCCCUGCUCCCAGAGCACGCACUUCCGGACCAUCCAGCGCCAGGACUCCUUCGACAUGGACCCGGAGCCCGGGCCGGACGGCGGGAGCCCGGGGGGAGGCGUGACCGUGAUCCGGCCCGAGCCCCGCCCCGGCACCGCCCACUGGGAAGCCCCGCCCACCGAGGAGCUGCCGGGACCCUCCCACUCCACCCCAAACCAGCCCCCGCCCCUCCCAUCCCAGGACCCCUUGGAGCCCGAGCUGGAGGGCUCCCUCCUCCUGGAAGCGCAGCCCCCUUCCUUGGAGGGGGGUGCCGAAUGCGCUGUGGACGGGGCGGCCCCCCCGGGACCGGCUGGCUGGGAGGCGGAGAGCGCGGGGCAGGGGGACCGGGAUGCCGGGGGGGUUGUGCUCUGCAUGGGGGCUGGGGAGGAGGAGGAGGAGGAAGAGCAGGGCUCGACGGAGGAUGCGGCUCAGGCCCCCUUAAGCGUAAGCGACCAAGCCGAGGUCGUCAAGGUGACGGACUCCGCCCAGGCCGGGGAGAACGAGGUGCAGCCGGAGAACCAGGCCGGCUCGGCGGAGGCGGCAGCCAAAACGGACUCACAGGAAAAAAAGAAAGGUAAAAGAAGCCAGCACCUGGGCCCCUCUGACAUAUACCUGGAUGACCUGUCUAACCUCAACCCGGAAGUGGCAGCCCUCUAUUUCCCUAAAAGCGAGGCGGAGGCGGGGUCUCGGGCGGGGGCGGAGCCCGGCUCCCACUCAGGAAACCAGUCCCCGCAGUCGGUGGGCAGCGGGGCGAUGGACAGCGGCACGGAGUACCUGUCGGACUCCACGGGCGACCUGCUGGACGUCACCAUGUCCCUCUGCGGCAGGGCAGUGGACACCAGCCACAUCAACAAAGAGAAAUUCAUGGAGCACAUCGUCAGUUUUCAGGAUUUCGCCAAGAACCCUGGGAUUAUUGAGGACCCCAAUCUGGUCAUCUGCAUUAACUCAAACUAUUAUAACUGGGCUGUGGCUGCUCCAAUGAUCUUGUCAAUGCAAGCCUUUCAGAAGAACCUGCCAAAGAGCAGCAUAGAGCAGCUGGUGAAAGACAGGAUGCCCAAGAAGUCUGGGCGCUGGUGGUUCUCCUGGCGACGGAGAGACAUGGACACUAAACAGCUCCAGUUACAGCAGACCAGUUCUAAGCUCGGCCAGCAGGGGGAGCAGUUGGGUGCUCUGGCCUCAGACCAGGGUCCCUCUACCUUAAAGGGGAAAGCGGCUCAGACGUCCAGCGAAGACGACGGGGACUCCGGGAGAGCGAGGGAGGGCAGCUCGCCGGAGGCUCUGUCCACCGCGCAGUGCAUCAGCCAGAUGUACCGCAAGUCCCUGCGCCUCACCUCCGAGCAGAUAGAGCGGCUGAACCUGCGGGAGGGGGCCAACACGGUGGUGUUCAGCGUGACCACUCAGUACCAGGGCACCUGUCGCUGCGAGGCGGCCAUCUACCUGUGGAACUGGGACGACCAGGUCGUCAUCUCCGACAUUGACGGCACCAUCACCAAGUCGGACGCCCUCGGGCACAUUCUCCCUCAGCUGGGCAAAGAUUGGACCCACCACGGCAUCGCCAGACUCUACCACAAAAUUCACCAGAACGGCUACAAGUUCCUGUACUGCUCCGCGCGGGCCAUCGGCAUGGCGGACAUCACCAAGGGCUACCUACAGUGGGUGAACGACAGAGGAAUCGUCCUGCCCAAAGGCCCCGUCCUGCUGGCCCCCAGCAGCCUCUUCUCUGCCCUGCACAGGGAGGUGAUCGAGAAGAAGCCUGAGGUGUUCAAGGUGGCCUGCCUCACGGACAUUCGGGACCUCUUCAAUCCUCACAGACAGCCCUUCUACGCAGCCUUCGGAAACAGGACCAACGACGCCUACGCCUAUAAGCAGGUGGGCGUGAUCGAGGCGAGGAUCUUCACCGUCAAUCCCAGGGGGGAGCUCAUCCAGGAGAAGACCAAAGGAAACAAAUCCACGUACUCCCGCCUGAGCGAGCUGGUGGACCACGUCUUCCCCCUGAUCGUGAGGGGCAGGACCUCCUCCUUCGACUACCCCGAAUUCAGCCACUUCUCCUUCUGGAGAGAGCCCCUUCCCCCUGUCGACCUGUCUGCCCUGCUCUAGUCUCAGUGUCUGCCCCCGUUUCUCUUUCUCUCCGUCUCCUUCAUCUCUGUGCUCUUUUCUCUUUCUCCCUCUGCUCCUUUCUAAUCUUUUUACACAUCUCUCUCUCCCUGUUUCUCUUCCACCCCUCUCUCUCUUGCUCUCACUUUUUCUCUCUUCUGCAGUCUCUCUCCCCUCCCUCCCUCCCUCCCUCCCUACCUCUCCCUCUCCUUCACGGACGGCGCUAUAAAUAGAGAGGGUUCCACAGAACUCUUGCGAGAGGGGUACUCUGCAAACCCCCGGCCUGUAGCCGUUUCUAAACGAAUAGGCGACUGACCAAAGAAGAAACGGACGAGCCAAGCGACGAAGCAGACAAACCUCCAAAAUGCCGUCUCCCUGAAACCCUUAUGGACUUUGGGACCUGUGACCAAAGCCAGAGGCGGGGCGGGUAAAACGCUGGUCCUGCAGUAGUAUGCUGCCCAGGCGCCGCAAGCGACGUCAGGUUUCUGAAGCCUCGUACCGUGUGACCUCAUUCUGUUACCCGCGGCCUUGCCCCUCGCACCGCGCGAGGAGGACGCCUGUUUGCACUAAAUACUGACAUUUUAGUGAUGUCUCAAAGUAAGGGCUUUUUUUUUUAAGUGCGUGUUUUAAGGGAACUGGAACCAUAUCGGGGACCCCCACACUGUAACGACCGAACGGAGAAGCUGGCACGUAAUAAAUAGCUUUCUUUUUUCUUUAUUUUUUUUAUUUCAAUGUGCUUUUGGGCUUUAUAUUUAAAAAAAACAAAAAACAAUUAGGGUUAUGUAGCCUGUAUAGUUAAGUACUAUGUUGGUUUGUAUUGUGAAGCUUAUAAUAAAUUGUGUAUUUAUUUGCAAGGUUUUGAAAUGGCCAAAUAUUUCCACUGGAGUCCUCACAGAAAACAACUGAAAUGUGAUUUUAGCCUUUAUUCUGAAAGGUGUUCGAGCUGCGUUUAAAGAUCCAAGCGGUUUGGGUGCCGUCAUGGGAGGGAACUGUCAUUAGUCAGCAGUCAGUUUUAGGAGCAUGGCUGGUCCCGACGGUCAUCUGACUGAAUGUCUUGUUUUAGACUUUAUUUCAGCGAUUGAAAGUUCCACUUGUAGUGAUGCAAACUGCUGACUAAAGGAAAUGGAAAUGAAAGUUGAAUUCAUUAUUUCAGCAGUGCUCAGAUGAAACUUUUCUGUGUAAGUGUAUACCAUUCCCAGUAAAUAAAUACUGUGUGUAUUAUUCUAACAAA
Messenger RNA from Anguilla rostrata (American eel), 4462 nucleotides. RefSeq names its product phosphatidate phosphatase LPIN3-like. Lineage: Eukaryota; Metazoa; Chordata; Actinopteri; Anguilliformes; Anguillidae. The coding region runs from base 319 to 3234 and encodes 971 amino acids. Gene Ontology annotation, biological process: positive regulation of transcription by RNA polymerase II; triglyceride biosynthetic process; fatty acid catabolic process. Gene Ontology annotation, molecular function: phosphatidate phosphatase activity; transcription coactivator activity. The record is from RefSeq and is a predicted model, not a curated record. Gene Ontology annotation, cellular component: nucleus. The transcript has 20 exons.